Populus nigra (black poplar) is the source of this 519-nucleotide messenger RNA. RefSeq lists its product as uncharacterized. Bases 73 to 381 code for a protein of 102 amino acids. Lineage: Eukaryota; Viridiplantae; Streptophyta; Magnoliopsida; Malpighiales; Salicaceae. The transcript has 2 exons. The record is from RefSeq and is a predicted model, not a curated record.
UUAUCAAUGACCGCAAAGAAAUGAGUUCGAGCCUUCAAGGUGGGGUCCCAGUCACUCAGCGGAAAGAAAGAAAUGGAGAAUGGCUGCGGUGGCGGCAUCGAGACCCAGUGGUGGUGGUGGUGGGCAAUGGCAAGCAUGGCCAAGUUUGGGUGGGGCAUUUCAGCAUAUAAAAGAGGCUUCGCUGGCGACUCUCGUCUCAUGCCCUUAAAAGCGUUCGCCGUUGCCUCCCUCUUUGUGGGUUCCGCCGCUUCUGCUUCCAUUGCUUCCCUUCAAGCGUCUGGCAUCCACAAGGUACAAGAUCUUAUAGAAUUGGGAGCAAAUAUAAGGACUGGGCUUGGGGUUCCUCCAAGAGUAACAAAAGAAAAAGCUGAUGAUCGAUGAAAAGGGGCAUCAAGAAUUUUGCAGAUGUGUGCAGUUUCGUGUCCUAUGUUUUGUAAUGCUAGAAUGCAAGCUGUAGAUGUCAACAAUAUGAUGUACUUCACAAUACUUCUUUUGUAAUAAGAUUUUUUCUUUUGAUUA